Molecule: messenger RNA, 2007 nt
Organism: Aspergillus pseudonomiae
Lineage: Eukaryota; Fungi; Ascomycota; Eurotiomycetes; Eurotiales; Aspergillaceae
Gene: adB
Product: adenylosuccinate synthase ADE12
Exons: 4
Coding region: 308-1582 (424 amino acids)
Biological process (GO): 'de novo' AMP biosynthetic process; IMP metabolic process
Cellular component (GO): cytoplasm
Molecular function (GO): adenylosuccinate synthase activity; GTP binding
Source: RefSeq, a predicted model, not a curated record
CUUUGACGGUCGCGAAGUUUUCGCCGCUGCUCCAUUUACUUCUGGUACAGGUUAGAUCCUUCUACCUACCAGGUAAUAAACCAAUUGCAUUCGCCUUUACUGCCCGGUCUGUUUUUAUUUGACUACGUCGAUUAAACAACCGGUUUAUCGGAAUCCUGUCAGUCUCCAUACGGUGGACCCCGCCGUCUCUCUCCAAUACACCACAUAUGAUGAACCACACGUCUGUGAUUACCAAUUGAGGGCUGGUACUAAUGCGGUUCAGCAGUCUUUUUUAGAUAUCCGAUCUUUGCAUAUUUGCGCAGCCAUCAUGCGUGUUUCAAUCGUUCUGGGUAGCCAGUGGGGUGAUGAAGGAAAGGGAAAGAUUACGGAUAUGCUCGCGCAGCAGGCUACGCUGUGCUGUCGUGCCGCUGGCGGUCACAAUGCGGGCCAUACCAUUGUCAUUGGCGACAAGACCUAUGAUUUUCACAUCCUUCCCUCUGGCUUGAUCUCCCCUUCGUGUAUCAACCUUAUCGGUGCUGGUACCGUCGUCCACGUUCCCAGCUUCUUCAAGGAGUUGGCCUCUCUUGAGGAGAAGGGUCUCGAGGGUGCUAGCAAGCGCAUUUUCAUCUCCGACCGCGCUCAUGUCUGCCUUCAGUUGCACUCCGUUGUAGAUGGUUUGGAGGAGGCCAAGCUGGGUGGUCGCAAGGUUGGCACCACUGGCAAGGGUAUUGGUCCUUGCUACAGUGAUAAGGCUUCUCGCAGGGGUAUCCGUGUGGGAGAAAUCUUGGAUGAGGCGGUUUUCGAACGCAAGUUGCUUUCUCUGGAGGCCGGAUAUCGCGCCCGAUUCGGCGAUCUGGAAUACGACGUCAAGGAGGAGCUCGCGCAAUUCAAGGAAUACCGCAAACUCUUGGGGCCCUACAUUGUCGACCAGUUGGCCUUCCUUCAACAAUACAAGGACUCUCCGAACACCCUGGUCGAGGGUGCUAACGCCCUUAUGCUCGACUUGGACCACGGCACCUACCCCUAUGUUACUUCCUCGUCCACCGGCCUGGGUGGUGCCAUGCAAGCGCUGUCUCUGAACCCCACUAGCAUCAAAUCCGUUAUCGGUGUUGUGAAAGCCUACACGACCCGUGUCGGUUCUGGGCCUUUCCCUAGCGAACAGCUCAAUGAAGAUGGUGACAAGCUGCAGAGUGUCGGCAGGGAGUUCGGUGUCACUACCGGUCGUCGUCGUCGCUGCGGUUGGCUUGACUUGGUCGUCUGCCGCUACUCGCAGGCGAUCAACCACUACACUGCUUUGAACCUGACCAAGCUGGACGUUCUGGACGACUUCGACGAGAUCAAGGUCGGCGUUGCCUACAUCCUGCCCGACGGCACCCGCACCGAGAACACCAUUCCUGCCGACGCCGAGGUCCUUGAGAAGGUGAAGGUUGAAUACGUUACUCUCCCCGGCUGGAAGAGCAACACUAUGGGCGUCAAGAAGUACGAGGAUCUUCCUGCCAAUGCGCGCGCGUACAUCGAGUACAUCGAGCGCGAACUGGGUGGCGUUCCUGUGAAAUGGAUCGGCACCGGCCCCGCUCGCGAUCAUAUGAUUGCCCGCGAGUAGAGCAACUGGAAUUUUGACUACAUCUAGAACGGGUUGAUCCUUGUUUCUUUCUCAGCUUCCUUUCCCAUAAAAUAUCCUGAUGUGUCCUUGAGACGACAUCAUCCUUGUACUUUUGGUUUCCGCGGUCGACCCGAAAAUCUAUAUCUACGAAUGACGAUGUCCGACAGGGGUAGAUGUGGAUUGAUCCAUACAGAUGAAUAGAUGCUUGAUUUUUACCUUUAAUGACAUACUUUCCUGCUGUAUAAAGUUUCUCCUGUUCUGUGCGUAUGGUCUUUUCAAUCCGUGUGUGAUAAUCAUGGUGAGAACCUGAAGUUGGCGGUGACAUGCAAAACUCAAUUAGAUCGUAUUAUACUUUACUUAUGGAGCAGAAUAAAUAAAAAAUAAAUUAAACAUAGAUCCACCAGAAGACAAGAGGAAAAGAAAAA